GGAGGGAAGGCGGGAGGGCGCGCGCCGGGGCCGCCUGCUCGUUCACUCGCUCGCUCGCUCCCUCCCUCCGCCGGUGGGUUAGUCAGUCAGUCAGUCCGCCAGCAGCCGGCGGGCCCGCGAGCCGCAGAGGGCCCGAGUCUCGGCGCCGGCGCCUUCUCCUGCUAUUGUUCGUCGGGCGGCUGCAGCGGCGGGCUCGGGAGCCCGGGCCCCCGGGCCACCGCAACAUUAUGACAACAGAGAAGAGUUUAGUGGCUGAGGCUGAAAAUUCACAGCACCAACAACAGAAGGAAGAAGGUGAGGGAGCCACAAAUUCCGGCCAACAAGAAACUCAGCUGGAGGGGCCUUCUCAAGAGGCAGCUGAAGGAGAUAAUCAGUGUGAACAGAAGCUGAAAACAUCUAAUGGAGAUACUCCUACACAUGAAGACUUAACCAAGAACAAGGAACGGACAUCAGAAAACAGGGGCUUAUCACGGCUGUUCUCCUCGUUUCUCAAAAGGCCUAAGUCUCAGGUGUCUGAGGAAGAAGGCAAAGAAGUAGAGUCAGCUAAAGAGAAAUGUGAAGGAGGUCAGAAAGAGAUAGAAUUUGGAACCGGCCUUGAUGAAGAGAUCAUUUUAAAGGCCCCAAUUGCAGCUCCUGAACCUGAACUCAAAACAGACCCAUCCUUGGAUCUUCAUUCAUUAAGCAGUGCAGAAACACAGCCUGCCCAGGAAGAACACAGAGAAGACCCAGAUUUUGAAACUAAAGAAGGAGGAGGACUUGAAGAGUGCUGUAAAAUAGAAGUGAAAGAAGAAAGUCCUGAAUCAAAAGCAGAAAGAGAAUUAAAAACUUCCCAGAAAUCAAUCAGAAGACACAGAAACAUGCAUUGCAAGGUUUCUUUGUUGGAUGACACAGUUUACGAAUGUGUUGUGGAGAAACAUGCUAAGGGACAGGAUUUGCUUAAACGAGUGUGUGAGCACCUCAAUCUUUUGGAAGAGGACUACUUCGGACUAGCCGUUUGGGAUAAUGCAACCUCUAAGACAUGGCUGGAUUCUGCCAAAGAAAUAAAAAAGCAGGUUCGUGGUGUCCCCUGGAAUUUCACCUUUAAUGUCAAGUUUUAUCCACCUGACCCAGCACAGUUAACAGAAGAUAUAACAAGGUAUUAUUUAUGCCUCCAGCUUCGACAGGACAUAGUUGCAGGACGUCUGCCCUGUUCCUUUGCAACCUUAGCGUUAUUAGGUUCUUAUACCAUCCAAUCUGAGCUGGGAGACUAUGACCCAGAACUUCAUGGUGCGGAUUAUGUUAGUGAUUUUAAACUGGCCCCAAAUCAGACCAAGGAACUUGAAGAGAAGGUCAUGGAACUGCAUAAGUCAUACAGGUCCAUGACUCCAGCUCAAGCUGACCUGGAAUUUCUUGAGAAUGCCAAAAAGUUGUCUAUGUAUGGUGUUGACCUUCAUAAAGCAAAGGACUUGGAGGGAGUGGAUAUCAUCCUAGGUGUCUGCUCUAGUGGCCUUCUGGUUUAUAAAGAUAAGCUGAGAAUUAACCGCUUUCCUUGGCCCAAAGUGCUGAAGAUUUCUUACAAACGUAGCAGCUUUUUCAUCAAGAUUCGACCUGGAGAGCAAGAGCAAUAUGAAAGUACCAUUGGAUUCAAACUUCCCAGUUACCGAGCAGCUAAGAAAUUAUGGAAAGUCUGUGUAGAGCAUCACACAUUUUUCAGACUGACAUCUACAGACACCAUUCCUAAAAGCAAAUUUCUUGCCCUGGGAUCCAAAUUUCGAUACAGUGGCCGGACUCAGGCUCAGACCAGGCAAGCUAGUGCUCUGAUUGACAGGCCUGCUCCACACUUUGAGCGUACAGCAAGCAAACGGGCAUCCCGGAGCCUUGAUGGAGCAGCGGCUGUUGAUUCAGACAGAAGUCCUCGGCCCACUUCUGCACCAGCCAUUGCUCAGAGUCAGGUCACAGAAGGCAGUGUUCCAGAUGCAUCCGUCAAAAAAACAGUGGUCUCUAAAGCACAGAAGGAAACAGUGAAGUUCGAAGUGAAAAAGGAAGAAGAGCCACCGGAGCAAGCUGAGCCAGAGCCCACGGAAGUGUGGAAGGUGGAAAAAACCCACAUCGAGGUCACAGUACCUACCUCAAAUGGUGACCAAACACAGAAGCUUGCAGAAAAAACGGAAGAUCUGAUAAGAAUGAGGAAGAAAAAGAGAGAGAGACUAGAUGGUGAAAACAUUUAUAUCAGACAUAGCAAUUUAAUGUUGGAGGAUUUAGACAAAAGUCAAGAAGAGAUAAAAAAACAUCAUGCCAGCAUCAGUGAGCUGAAAAAGAACUUUAUGGAAUCUGUACCAGAACCACGGCCUAGUGAAUGGGAUAAACGCUUAUCCACUCACUCCCCAUUCCGAACACUUAACAUCAAUGGGCAGCUUCCCACAGGAGAAGGAGUGAAGAAAAUCUCUGUCCUUCCCUCGGAAAGAAAGGUUGGUGGGCCAGAGACACAGGAACGUGCUCUGUUAGUGCAGGAUGAAGAGAAAAUUAAAAGGCAAGAGAGAUCUACUGAGAGAGCCUUGCCCCAGCAAGAAAAUGAAGAAAUUCUUCCCAAGGUUUCUAUUCCAAUCCCUGAGGAUCACAAGCCUCUCAAAAAGUGCCGCCUCUACUCUAGUACUUUCCCAUCACCUCGUAUUCCUUUCAUGAUGUCUUUUCUCGUGAUUCUUGCAUUGGCUGUUUGGUGGUUGGUCUUUCUGUGAUCGGAAGACAGGGUGCUCAUCUGAAAUGUCAAGACUAAAACCACUGAACUUUUGUUGUUUGCUUCUACUGUGUUGUCUCCUGUAUGAUGCCCUCUGAUCUUGAUAGUUCACUGUCCUAGGGGAGCUCUUUGUGAUCAUUUUUCUGUCAAUAAAAUGUUACUCUUUGUAGAAUAUGUAUUGUGGGGCACAAAGGAGUAGCAAUGGAUUGCCCAAGCCAGCUUUCCUCACUGAUAUUUAACAAGUUUAGACAAAUCAGAUUUAAGCAUAUGACAGUUGGUACUUUCCCCCCCCAAGCUUUAACUCUUAUCCUGCAUGUUCUUAUUGUUUACUGUUGCUGUCCUCCUCUUCAGUGUUUCACGCAAAGCAGGAUACUCUGUAGAAACAUUGGAUGGAAUAUUUCCUAAUCUUCUAUAGUCAUUUACAUGGCAUGGCCUCUGUAGUUUAAGGAAAAAAUUCAACUUGCUAAUUUUUCAAAAGCCUUAAAAUGAUACAUUUUAACCUAUGAAUCCAUAACCACUCCUUUUCUUGAGAUAUCAAACCAGUAUAUACAAAGGCCCUUUUUGGAAAAGGGCUUUUGACUUCUGUGGCCUUCUUAUGUGUAUUUCUGAGAUGUACAGAGAAAAACAACUCUAUCCUGCCUGGUGUAUAGAAGGUAUCUGCAAAGGUUAAACGCCAGCUUUUCACAAGUAGAAUGUUGAUGGUUUAAGGAAAAUGGUGCUGGUGCCCCUUAGCCUCCAGCCAGGGCUGAAUUUCCAGACCACUCUACCCAUCUUUAAAAGUCCUGGGAUACAGAUUUAUUCAAGAUCUGUACAUAAAUAUACCUUUCUCUGAAUUAAAAUGUUGUGUUACUUCUUUACAACUUAAGUAAUUAUAUUGCUAGAAGCAAUACUUAGCCAUUAUAGUAAGUUUAAAAUAUAUAUUGAUAUAUUCCGUUUUCCUGAUAGACCUCAGACCUGUUUAUUCCUACAUUUGUGUUGAAAUCAACUGUUUUUAAUUGAUGGCCUUGUGAGCUAAAAUUCUAUCGUGACAAGUAUGUGUCCUCUGUUUGCAUGUUGAUCUUCAAGGCUUCCCUGAAGUAAAUAUGAGUGUGCUCUGUCUUCACAACAUAGCUCGGAUACCUAACCUGUUAUUUUUUGCCUCCGUAUUAAUGAUAUCUUCUUGCAUGUAGCUUACUUUUUAUGGCACUUGAAUGUACCAAUAUGGAUAAUUUGAUUCAUGUUGUCACAAAUCUUUGUUUUGAAAUCUGAGUUCAUGAGGUUAUCAAACUGAGAUUUUUGCACUUUGUUUAUACUUCUCAACACUUUUUAAUUGAUGAAACUUCUAAACAAGACUUUCUGUUUUUAAGAUGAUGGCUUCUUAGAGCAAAAAAAGAGAGAACACUAAUGCCAAGAAUCUUUUGUCCUUCAACACCCACCACUAUUCUAUUUUCUCUGGAGACAUGUAGAAAUAAUUCUCUGGUAUUUUCCUAAAAAUUGCAACUCUAUCAUUACAGGCUUUCCCCCCAAAAUGGGAAAAGAAGUAAGGAGCAGGUUAAAUUUUAAAAUGUGUUAUGGGUGUGUAUCUUUCAUGUCACAGGCUAUGUCUGUUUAUAACAAAUAUUUUGGAACUAAGCAUAUUUCUUGAUUCACUCAUAAGAAAAGAGAGACUUCAAAUCAGCCUGACACAUUGCACAACUAUCCUCGAACACAGAAAGUGAUAAUCAUAAGUACUCCCCUUUAUCUAUGAAAUAGAAAUAUAAGAGCUUUCCUAAUGAAAUAACAAAACUAUAACAUUGGGUAGAGUCUUUUAAAAUUUUUUCGAGGAACUGAAAAGGAAAUAAUCAGGAUUUUAUUGAUACUUUUAUAACUGUUUAAGAUUAUAUUUCCAGUUUUCAUCCUGGUACACAGUUUUUUAUUAAUUAUUAUUGUAAACUUCACCUUGGAUUUUCUUUCCCUUUGUUUUAGAGCUGUUCCAAAUCCAUUCAAAGUCUAGUGUAAGCCAAUAGUAUUUUUCAGUUUUCUGAAGUGCAGCGGGAAUCCUCAGAGAUUCUUACUGAUAGAUAAAAGAGAGGCCCUUUCUUUUAUUAAUAGGAUAAGAAUGGUUGGGAGGAGAAGCGCCAAGCCUUUGUAUUGGAUUAAGCUGGUCAGUGCAGGUUCAAAAGAUGUAUCGAUCACAGUUAUCAAAGGAAAAAUAGUAGACAUUACAGCUUUGUGUUAACUAACAUUAAUACUGUUGAAAUUUGUAACAAAGCUGUGUAAGACUAGUCUUUCUUUCCUUCUCACAUCUCAUUCCAUUCUCAAUACCAGAGACAGAUACAAAUAACUGUGUAUUGGUUUUAUCCUGGGUCAGCUUCUUAAUGGCUGGUUGAUAAAUGAAAAACAAUUCUGGGUGGGGGUGGGGGUGGGGGGUGGCGCCUGGGUGGCUGAGUCAGUUAAGCGUCCAACUCUUGAUUUCAGCUCAGGUCAUAAUCUCACAGUUCGUGAGAUCGAGCCCUGUGUCGGUCUCUGCACUGACAGUGCGGAGUCUGCUUGAGAUUCUCUCUCCCUCUCUCUCUGCCCCUUCCCUGCUCACUCAUGCAUGCUCUCUUUCUUUCUCAAAAAUAAAUAAAUAAGCUUAAAAAAAAAAAAAAACCCAACAAACAAUUUGGACUAAAGGCAUCAAUGCAGACCAGUAAAAAAAUCUUCAUUGUUUUUUGUUUUGUUGUUUUUGUUUUUGUUUUUUGCCUUGGUUUUGCUUUUAAUCAUUUCUCGGGUGACUCUGAGUAGUUCACUUAACUACUUGGUGCCCAGAUUUCCACCUUGUAACAUAGAGACAAACCUACCUCAUGAGAAUGAAUCUGUAAUAUGUUCCAGGAACCAAAAGCUCUGGUUAUUGUUCAUUUCUUGAUAUUUUGUGGAUUGGCAAGAUAGAAACUUAAAAACAGACAUUAACUUUUUGGAAUUUUUCAUAUGAAAGCAAGCAGCUAAAUAGCUGUGUUGAUUUCCAUCUACUUUCUACUGAUAUUUGACCAAGUAUUAAAACUAUUAAAGGUAAAAAUGUCUUUUCAAAUUCAUCAUACUCUUAAGCAAUUCAUCUUAUCAUUAUGGUAUUCUUACAGUGGACCAAACUGGAAAAUAAACCCUGCAUCAAUCUUUUGGACCUAUCUUUUAGCCAUUUUCUUGUGCUAACACUUACAAUACAAAGGAGAUUCAGUUUGCAUGGGUCAAUUUUACAGCAUGUUUACAUCUUUGGUAAAAGUUUUGAAGGGAGAAGAUAUUGACUCUGUUGGCUAAUAUUAGACUAGGGAUCUUCUGUGGAUUAGAUUUCCAUUUGUCAUCCUAGAUCCUAGUAUAUUUCUUUCUAGGCGUUUGAGGUCUGGUUAUUUUUUAGAUGGCAUUACCGAGCAAAAUUUAUAUGUGGGCUUUACCUAGUGAUCACAUAUUUACAAAAGGAAGACAGAAAAUUCAAAAAUAAUUAGACACUUUCUCAUUGUUGCUGUGUUUUUGUUUUGUUUUCUGGCCAAGAGUAUUGAGUAUUGUAAAGAUAUAUAGAGGGGCGCCUGGGUGGCUCAGUCAGUUAAGCGUCUGACUUCAGCUCAGGUCAUGAUCUCACAGUUCAUGAGUUCGAGCCCUGCGUCGGGCUCUGUGCUGACAGCUCAGAGCCUGGAGCCUGCUUUGGAUUCUGUGUCUCCCUUUCUCUGCCCCACCCCUGCUUGUGCUCUGUCUCUGUCUCUCAAAAAUGAAUAAAUAUUAAAAACUUUUUGAAAAAAGAUACGUAGAACUUCUCCCCAGUUUCCCUGUAUUCUUCAUAGAAAUUAUAAAAUCCAAGCUUCUUUACAGCAUUCUCUACCACACUGAGGAAGAAAUCUUGCUUGUUUUCAUUGCACUCAAACUAACCUUGUUGUUUGUAACUUUGGUACUAGAAAUGGAAACGAGUUCUUAUUCUCUAUUAUGCAUGGCACAUGGGAUAACCGUAUCUGCCUCCUGUACAUUGUAGUGGAUAGUGGAUCAGUGAGUCUGCUCUCGUUUCUUGUUUCUGUUACCCCUCAUGCCUUAGGAUAUCCUUCUUUACUGCAGCAGAGCAUGAUACAAACAAACAUUGGUGUGGACCUGGGAUGGGGCACUGGAAACGGUUAAGAAGGUAUGGCUGUUAGAGCAAGGAAGCCACGUAAGGUUAGUCCAAAAGGGGAGCAGGGGUGGCUGUGAUCAGCAAUUACAAAUUCAUGGAGGAUUUCACUUCAUAAAUGAAAUUCUUAUCAUACUAGAACUUGAAAGACAAAAAGAAGAGAAAGUAAUUUAUUACUCCCACAGAUCAGAAAUACAAGCUAAAAGCUAAAUAACUUUAAACAUAGCCUAACUAAAUGUAUGGGUGACAGAUCGUUGAGGAAGUGUAUGCUUUAGGAACGCUUUUCUAAUCUUUUGUGAUUGAUAUCCUAGAGCAUAGCCUUCCCCUUUAUCAUAGUCAGAAUCCUAUUUGCAGUAAUUAGAAUAAAUCUAACAUGCCAAAGAUUAAAGGGCAGGAAAAAAGCAUGAGUCCCAACCAUCUCUCAGGUCCCCCCCCCCACACACACACACACAAGUUAUUAAAGGGUGCAAUUGAGUCUCUCAUUUUCCCCUCUACUGUCUCUUAAAGAAGAGUCUCCAUAUGUACAGGAUCCUAUCUCAGUAAAACACAGAGAAUAAGAAUUAAGGGGAAAACAUGGUUAUUGCUAUCCAUUUAUUCUUUGCACACUAGGACAAUGUAUGGCACAGAUGCAAAGAGGCAGAGUUAUCAGAAUUUUGGGGUUGGAUAAGCCCCUAAUGCAACUCCUCUCCACCCCAAUGCUUGACUCUUCUGUACAAUAUCACUUAGGGAUUUAAAGACCCUUUAUAGGCCAAGUGGUCACUAGCCUGUCAUUCAGUGUCUCCUAAGACAUAGCAUACUACAUCUUUGGACCUAAUCUGAUUUUUGCAUAUAAGUCAUUCUUAUAUUAACUCAAAAUCCAUUUCCCUAUAGCGUUCAUUUCUUGGCCCUGAAUGGAGGCAUCCUGAAGAAUUUUCCAUCUUCCACAUUAUAAGCUCUUCACAUAGUUAAGACUCUCAUGUAGGAGAUUAAUCAUAGCUCUUGCCCUCAGAUAACUUACCAUCUGAUAUCCAGAUCUGCCUCAAUAUUCCUCCUAACAUUUAUCCUCCUUUAUCCUUUCUUGUUCUCGCUGCCCUUGGUUUAUCAGCUCUUUUUGCUUUCUGGUCCGUUGCCCAUAGGUUACUCCCCUGUGGUUUAUUCAUCUUAGGUUCUUACCCGUUGACUUGCCAUCUCUCUUAAAAAGAACAUUUUGAAAUUUCCUAGAAAUCCCAGCUUCACAGAUGAUACAGGCACGUGGGAUUUAAAAAUUUUUUUUUAGAUAAAAGAGUGAGGGUAUGAUAGUUUUGUAGCUUUGGAAACGUCUUGUAGCCCAGUCUCUACUGACAAGACAGAAUCACUAUUCUGUUUCGAAGAAGCAUACCGCCUACAUCGUAAGUUUGUUUGCCUUCUCUGACAGCCUGACUAAUCUUUACAUACUUCGGCACCCCCAUGUGUUUUGAUUUAUACCAGUGUGACAUAAUAAACUUAUGGAAACUUACUUUCUGUUUAGCAUUCUGAUCAUGGCUUAGAUCCCCACCAGAAAAAGUGGUAUGAAAAAUUUGAAAUUUUGUUAAUCCAUCUCUUUUAGCUUGUCCCUGUCCCCUUAAAACUGUGAGAUUCUCAAAGGUGAGAGGCCUUGUUUUAUUCAUCUUUGUUUGCCAAUCUACCACCUUUGUAUCUCAAGAUACAUAGCAAAUAAUUAAAAUUUAUUAAAUUGAAUUAAAUGAUUAGUCACAAAUGGUAAUGGAUAAGCUUUAACUUUUCAUUUAGAAUUUCUUAUAUUGGGACACAAAUUUGUGCCAAAUUAAUCACCAUAUUCCUAAUUAGUAUAUGCAGGUAGCCCCCCCAAAAACCAUAUUUGGUCCAAAAUCCACUAUCUCUCUUAUUAAUCCUAUAGUGUGGUCUGUGGUUUAUGCAAAGAAUCUACAUUUACCUCUAUUGUAGGUAUCAGUCUCUCUUGUUAAUGUCUUGUAACUUGGUUCAAUUAAAAGCUCUUAUCCAUUUACCAAAGGUAGUAAAUUUUCCCUAUAGAAGGUAUCAUUGAGACUGGGUGCUUGUUUGUAUGUAUAAAUUCAUCUUGGAGUGUGAUACCAUAAAGGGAACCUGUUGACAAUUUGUGUUUAUCUAAAAUGCCUUGCAGAGAACAAUUUGACACAUUUUUCUUGUGUUUUACAUGGUAUAAAAACACCGAAUGUAUCAAACUCUUGUAAUCUCAAGGGUUUUUUAUAUCAGGUAGACCAGGAGUUGACAAACUUUUUCUAUAAAGGUCAGAUAAUAAAUAUUUUAGGCUUUGUAGGCCAUAUAGUCACUGUCAUAACUACUCACCUUUGCCAUUGUACAGUGAAAGCAGCAUAAACAAUAAACAAAUGAACGUAAAUGUGUUCCAAUCAGACUUUACGUAUGGACGCUGAAAUUUGAAUUUCAUACGAUUUUUAUGUGUCACUAAGUAUCAUUCUAUGUUUUCCAAGCCAUUUAAAAAUAUAAAACCAUUCUUUGCUCAUAGAAAUAUAAAAACAAGGAGAGGGCUGGAUUUGGACUGUUGGGUGUAGUUUGCUGACCCCUGAUAUUGGUCUAGAGAGCCAGAGAACUGAUUAAUUUAUUCUUUCUGCCUUUGUACUGUUUGAAGAGCUGUAGAUGCAAUCUUAGUGUCUUCAUUCAGUAUUGAAAUACUUUUGGCCUUUUUUGUGACUGGAAAUGGAAAACAAAAGGCAAGGCAUCUGUUCCUAUUUAUUGGGUAGUCGGGAUGCACCAGAACUGUAAUCAAACAUAUCUGUAACCCCCACAACACCUCUGCCUUUCUCAGUUUUCCAGAUUGUUCAAUGUCAACUGUGCUCCUAAUAUAUUUAGUGAUGAAUCCAGCUAACCCCUUUGUUUGGUUUGGUUUUUAAGGAUCUGCCUUCAUUUUCCCCUAAGAGAUAAAGAAACAAUUCCCAAAUUCAUCUUUUCUUUAGACAGGUUUUAGAGAUAUCUAACAAACAUGGUAAAGAAAGUGAAAUGAUUUUUCACUCUAGAGUUUUGGUACGCCUUAGUGUUUCAAGGAGUGGUAUAAAUUUAACGCUGGGAAUUUAAGGAAAACAUUUUAGAAGGGUUCCUCUUUCUAAAUAAAGAGAUUUCUCUAAGAGGAAUCCCCCAAUUCAGGAUCUAUUUGGGCAGUAUUUAUCAGUAAAUGAGAAUAAAAUUAAUUUAUAUUCUUUCAGAAAUGUCUUUGCUUCCUAGUUGACAUGGACAUGAUUGUGUCAAAGAUUCCUUGAUCUGUGGUUAGCUUUGGGAGGUGCUUUCUAAUAAAUCGGUGCACUUAUGUUCCCUUCAGUUCCCUGGUCCAGGAUGCAUUAGCUGUGAUACUAGGCUAAAUAGUCUAUCCAUUAGCAGUUCAGCAGGAUAUUUAAGCCUAAAGAAAUCUGCUAAGAACUUCUCUUUUGGAACGUUUUCUUUGAUAUUUUUCUCACGUUAUUUGCUCUUAGUAUGUAAAUUUAUCAUGAGUAAAUCUUAUUGAAAAUCUGA
Leopardus geoffroyi (Geoffroy's cat) is the source of this 10274-nucleotide messenger RNA. RefSeq names its product erythrocyte membrane protein band 4.1 (gene EPB41). The coding region runs from base 228 to 2714 and encodes 828 amino acids. Gene Ontology annotation, cellular component: plasma membrane; cytoskeleton. Gene Ontology annotation, biological process: cortical actin cytoskeleton organization. NCBI's taxonomy places the organism in Eukaryota, Metazoa, Chordata, Mammalia, Carnivora, Felidae. The record is from RefSeq and is a predicted model, not a curated record. The transcript is spliced from 18 exons. Gene Ontology annotation, molecular function: actin binding; structural molecule activity.